AUGCUUCUCCCUGCUUUUCUCCUGCAACCGCUCCUCCUCGCAUGCUUCUUUUCAUCCUUUGUUCAUCCUAUGGAACCAAACGCAUCCAAAACUUGGUGCGCCAAUAUGUCCAUUCCUUAUCCUUUUGGUAUUGCUGGCGAUGGCGGGAGCCCCUUCCUGUCCCAAGGCUUCCAGAUAUCAUGUGGCUCCCGUAGAUCUGCUGCCUUGUCUGGACCCGGCCUGCCCAUUGGAAACAGGGUGUUUGGGAUUCUUGACAUCUCAUUGCUGGAUGGUUUUGUGACCAUAGCAGCUAGUGCCAGUUCUCAGCAGUGCAAGGGGAACUCUAGCUUUAACCUUGAGGGUACCAUCUUCACAUACUCAGAUACAAGAAACAAGUUCACAGCUCUGGGUUGUAACGUGGUGGCCAUGCUGUUGAAUGGCAGUAGCGGGUAUAGCGGUGGUUGUGCUUCCUUUUGCUCUACCAAAGAUAAUAUCGUUAAUGGUUCAUGCUCUGGUGUGGCUUGCUGCCAAGCUCCGGUGCCGAAAGGGCUACAGAAGAUGGAGCUAGAAUUCAGUAUUAUAUCCAACAAGUACAACAGCACUCCACCAUGCGGCGUGGCCUUCAUCGUGGAGCAGAACUCGUAUGUGUUUUCAAGUCUUGACUUGGAUAACAAGCCUCAAUACCGACCUGUUGUGCUUGAGUGGUCUAUAGAUGGUGGCAGCUGUGAAGAGGCAAACCAGUCCUCCACAUCGUAUGCCUGCCGGGAGAAUAGCUACUGCUACAACUCACCAAAUGGAAUUGGUUACCGCUGCAAUUGCUCCGACGGAUUUCAGGGGAACCCAUACCUGCCAGGGCCUGAUGGUGGAUGCCAAGAUAUUGAUGAAUGCACCACCACACAUCCGUGCACACAUAAGUGCGUCAACACAAAAGGUGGUUUCCACUGCAGGUGCCCCGCAGGGAUGAGCGGCGAUGGCCUCAAAGAGGGAAGUGGAUGCAAUGGAGUAGGCACGCUAACAAUUGCCGGAGUCACAGGACUAGCUCUGCUAGUGCUUCUCUUUAUUCUUGGUUUCUGGACCCAUUGGCUUGUUAAGAAGAGGAAACUUGCAAAGACAAGACAGAGAUACUUUAUGGAGAAUGGUGGCAUGUUGCUGAAGCAGCAGAUGUUUUCUGAGAGGGCACCGCUGCAUAUAUUCACCUCUAGUGAGCUUGACAAAGCAACCAGUAACUUCAGUGAUGACAAUAUUAUUGGCAGAGGGGGAUUUGGGACUGUGUACAAAGGCAUACUAUCCAACCAAGUGGUUGUGGCAAUCAAGAAGGCACAGCGAGUUGAUCAGACCCAGAUGGAACAAUUCGUCAAUGAGUUGAUCAUUCUUUCACAAGUGAACCACAAACAUGUGGUCCAGCUAUUAGGAUGUUGUCUUGAGACUGAAGUUCCUUUAUUGGUUUAUGAAUUCAUUACCAAUGGGGCCCUUUUUCAUCAUCUACACAAUACAUCAGCCCCAAUGUCAUGGGAGAACCGUCUAAGCAUUGCAGUUGAAACUGCAUCCGCACUUGCAUACUUGCAUUUAGCUACAAAGAUGCCAAUAAUUCACAGAGAUGUCAAGUCAUCAAACAUACUUCUUGAUGAGAAUUUCACCGCAAAGGUGUCUGAUUUUGGUGCCUCAAGGCCAAUACCCUACAAUCAGACCCAUGUGACAACAUUAGUGCAAGGGACACUAGGGUACCUUGACCCUGAGUACUUCCAGACAAGCCAAUUGACUGAGAAGAGUGAUGUGUACAGUUUCGGUGUGGUACUCAUCGAGCUACUAACAAGGAAGAAACCUAUUAUGGAUGGUAUGACGGUUGACGUGAGAAGCCUAGCCCUGCAAUUUAGUAUGUUAUUCCAUCAAAAUAAGUUGUUGGAGAUUGUUGAUCCUACAGUAGCAGAAGAGGCUGGAAUGCGACAUAUUGAAACGGUAGCAAAGUUGGCGUUACGAUGCUUAAGGUUGAAAGGUGAAGAAAGACCAAGGAUGAUAGAGGUUGCAAUUGAACUUGAAGCACUGAGAAGGUUGGUGAAACAACAUUUUAUCAUGAAGAGCGAGUCUUUGCUUCACGAGUCAUGGUGCCAUGAAGAGAUGAGCAUUGAUGCACCAUCGGAUUUUUGCCUUGGCGAUGAUGGCAUUCCUGGAGAUGAAAGCCAAGAGAUCAUUCUACUUCCAUCCAACAGUCUCUCAUCCUAA
Miscanthus lutarioriparius is the source of this 2199-nucleotide messenger RNA. The record is from the annotation of a GenBank genome assembly. Lineage: Eukaryota; Viridiplantae; Streptophyta; Magnoliopsida; Poales; Poaceae.